AUGACCGGGUUCGCGCCCCUCGAUGCUCCCGUCACCAAUGGGUCGACGGACAAGAAGCGCAUCGCCUACUUUUACGACUCAGAUCGCGCGAAACCCGCAAGCAAAUUUGAGAUGACACAGUUCCACACCGACGAGUACAUAGACUUCCUUGCGAAAGUCACGCCCGAUAAUAUGGACCAGUAUGCAAAAGAGCAAAGUCGUUAUAACGUGGGUGAUGACUGCCCAGUGUUUGAUGGACUCUUUGAGUUCUGUGGUAUUAGCGCAGGAGGUUCGAUGGAGGGUGCUGCGCGCCUGAACAGGAACAAAUGCGACAUUGCGGUCAACUGGGCUGGUGGUCUCCAUCACGCAAAGAAAAGUGAAGCAAGUGGCUUCUGCUAUGUUAAUGACAUCGUUCUCGGAAUUCUCGAGCUGUUACGCUUUAAACAGCGCGUUCUUUAUAUCGAUAUUGAUGUCCAUCACGGCGAUGGCGUUGAAGAAGCAUUUUAUACUACUGAUCGUGUUAUGACAGUGUCCUUCCAUAAAUACGGAGAGUAUUUCCCUGGAACAGGUGAACUUCGCGAUAUCGGAGUCGGAUCAGGAAAGUAUUAUUCCGUCAACUUCCCUCUCCGAGAUGGUAUCGAUGAUGUAUCCUAUAAAGGCAUCUUUGAGCCUGUCAUCAAGCAUGUCAUGGAAUGGUACCGUCCCGAGGCUGUCGUCCUUCAGUGUGGUGGCGAUAGUUUAUCUGGUGAUCGCCUGGGUUGUUUCAACUUGAGCAUGCGGGGCCAUGCAAACUGCGUUAAAUAUGUGAAGAGCUUUAACCUGCCAACACUAAUUCUGGGAGGUGGCGGUUACACGAUGAGGAACGUUGCUCGUACCUGGGCAUAUGAGACUGGUGUUCUGGUCGGUAACCAGCUUCCAGCAGAGCUCCCCUACAACGAUUAUUAUGAAUACUUUUCUCCUGAUUAUGAAUUGGAUGUCCGUCCAUCGAACAUGGAUAACGCCAACUCCAAGGAAUACCUGGAAAAGAUUCGAAUUCAGGUUGUUGAGAACCUCAGACGCACUACUUUCGCACCAUCAGUUCAGAUGACCGAUGUCCCAAGAGACGUUUUAGUUGACGGCAUGGAUGAUGAAGCUGAUGCCAUCCUAGACGAUCUCGACGAAGACGAAAAUAAAGAUAAGCGAUAUACAAAACGUCGCUUCGACAACUACGUUGAAAAGGAUGGUGAGCUAAGUGAAAGUGAAGACGAGGAGUCAGCAGCUGCCAAUGGAGUUCGCCGCCAGCCAAACCGCGAGAGAAGACGAGGCAACAUCAACUACCGUCACAUAGAUGGCGACUCAAUCAUAGACAGCGGCAUUGUGACCCCUCGGGACGAGUCAUCCAUGCCUGAGGAGGACGUUGACCAGGCAGACAAGAUGGAUGAAGCAGAAGACACCGAAGUGCCAGUCAAGCCUUCGCCUUCUGCUGUCGAACCCUCCAUCAACCCUGAUUCACAGAUGGAAGAUGAUGAAGUUCCUGCCAUUGAGACCAAUGGUAUUCCCGCUCCAGAGACUGACGAGAAGGAACCUGCCAUCUCUACGCCAGCUUCAAAUUUAGAAGUCCCACAGGAAAAUGUUGACGGAGACACUACCAUGGAGGAUGCCGAUGUUACUAUGGACGAAACCCUAGAGCUUGAAACUCCAGCCGAGGAACAGGAAGAGGCAGCCACAGCCACAGCUCCCCCACGGGCAUCAACACCGCCAAAAUCCCCAGCAACAGACGAAACGAAGUCCAAUGCGCCAGAAACUGCCAGCGUAGCUACAGAGCCGACACAGCCAGCCGAUGCUGCAGAGGGCAAAGAACCAAUACCCGACGCUGCCAAGGCUUCGGAAACUCCAAAGGAAGCGGAGUGA
Messenger RNA from Arthroderma uncinatum, 1869 nucleotides. Its product is annotated as histone deacetylase 1. Gene Ontology annotation, molecular function: histone deacetylase activity. Lineage: Eukaryota; Fungi; Ascomycota; Eurotiomycetes; Onygenales; Arthrodermataceae. The record is from RefSeq and is a predicted model, not a curated record. The transcript has 4 exons. The coding region runs from base 1 to 1869 and encodes 622 amino acids.